AUGGCGCAGCCCAGAUACCUCACUGGAGACAAGGCUGGCAUCGAGGAGUUUAUUGACAAGUUUGACUCCUUCCUAUUCGACUGCGAUGGUGUGUACAUACUCGCUCCGAACCUCACACCUGCGCGCAAUAUCCUUAUGGUAGGCGUGCUAUGGUCAGGAGAUCACCUCUUUCCGAAGGUGCCAGAGGUGUUGGAGAUGUUGAGGAGUAAAGGCAAGCAGCUGGUCUUCGUCACGAACAACAGCACCAAAUCCAGAGCGGACUACAAGAAGAAAUUCGACAAGCUGGGUAUACCCGCCGAAGUGAACGAAGUCUUUGGCUCCUCCUACAGCGCCGCAAUCUACAUCUCCCGCAUCCUCUCGCUCCCUUCUCCCAAGAAUAAAGUCUUCGUGCUCGGCGAGUCCGGCAUUGAAGCCGAGCUUGAGUCGGAAAACGUACCCUAUGUCGGCGGCACAGACCCAUCGUUGCGACGAGACAUCACACCGGAAGAUUUCGCCGCCAUUGCUGAUGGCAGUAUGUUAGACGAUGACGUGGGCAUCGUGCUCUCAGGGCUGGACUUCCACGUCAACUACCUCAAGCUUGCGAUCGCUUUCGCAUAUCUGCGGAGAGGAGCACAGUUCUUGGCGACGAACACGGACUCGACGCUGCCGAUGGCGCACGCAUUCUUCCCCGGUGCCGGCUCAGUGGGUGCGCCGUUGGUAAAGUCGAUAGGACGCGAGGCUUUGGCGCUGGGGAAGCCGAGCCAGGCGAUGAUGGAUGCGAUUGAGGGGAAGUUCAAGGUCGAUCGUGAGAAGACGUGUAUGGUUGGAGAUAGGCUGAAUACGGACAUCCAGUUUGGGAUCGAGGGGAAGCUGGGAGGGACGCUGAUGGUAUGUACUGGUGUCAACAGCAAGGAAGACAUUUUGGGCGAAGGGAAGCCGAUCGUACCGGCUGCGUAUGUGGAUAGUCUGGGUGAUCUGAUGGGCUGA
Messenger RNA from Coniosporium apollinis CBS 100218, 966 nucleotides. RefSeq names its product 4-nitrophenyl phosphatase. NCBI's taxonomy places the organism in Eukaryota, Fungi, Ascomycota, Dothideomycetes. Gene Ontology annotation, molecular function: alkaline phosphatase activity; phosphoglycolate phosphatase activity. The transcript is spliced from 5 exons. The record is from RefSeq and is a predicted model, not a curated record. Bases 1 to 966 code for a protein of 321 amino acids.